Ornithodoros turicata is the source of this 1842-nucleotide messenger RNA. RefSeq names its product dihydrolipoyl dehydrogenase, mitochondrial-like. Gene Ontology annotation, molecular function: flavin adenine dinucleotide binding; dihydrolipoyl dehydrogenase (NADH) activity. The record is from RefSeq and is a predicted model, not a curated record. The coding region runs from base 79 to 1623 and encodes 514 amino acids. Lineage: Eukaryota; Metazoa; Arthropoda; Arachnida; Ixodida; Argasidae. Gene Ontology annotation, cellular component: oxoglutarate dehydrogenase complex; mitochondrion. The transcript is spliced from 14 exons.
UCUCUUCCCGCCAGGUGGUGAACGCACCGUCGGUCGGUCGAUUCCACUGUCCUUGCUGCACCUGGUAGAGUAAAAAAGAUGCAGUCAAAUUUGUGGAUACGCGUAAUUCCAGCACUGAGGUCCAGCACGCUGCAGCGUUCUGCCUGCGCAGGUGUCUCUGUGCCAGGAGCUCAAAAAUGCCACCACAGGAAGUACUCCAGCAGUGCAGAAGAGCAUGACCUAGUUGUGAUCGGCGCAGGCCCUGGUGGUUACGUAGCAGCCAUCAAGGCAUCCCAACUAGGACUAAAGACAGCAUGUAUAGAGAAAAACGACACACUGGGUGGCACAUGUCUCAACGUAGGCUGCAUUCCCUCAAAAGCACUGCUUCACAAUUCACAUCUUUACCACUUGGCACAUUCAAACGACUUCCCCAGCAGGGGUAUCGAAGUGGACAACGUACGUCUUAACCUUGGAAAGCUCAUGGAGCAGAAGAGUUCCGCCGUGAAAGCACUCACCGGAGGCAUUGUUCACCUUUUCAAACAGAACAAGGUCACACGGGUUCAAGGCCAUGGCAAAAUUACUGGCAAGAAUGAAGUCACCGCACUAAAGCCAGAUGGCAGCCAGGAGGUAUUGAAGACUAAGAACAUCUUGAUAGCCACUGGUUCUGAAGUAACACCUUUUCACGGAAUUCAGGUUGAUGAAGAUACUAUCGUGAGUUCUACGGGAGCACUUAGCUUGAAAGAAGUCCCAAAGAAGAUGAUUGUUAUUGGAGCUGGUGUCAUUGGGCUUGAGCUGGGCUCCGUGUGGUCCCGGCUGGGAGCAGAAGUGAUUGCCGUUGAGUUCUUGGGCCACAUUGGAGGCAUGGGUAUCGACAUGGAGAUUGCCAAGAAUUUCCAACGGAUCCUCACCAAGCAAGGCCUCAAGUUCAAGCUGAACACUAAAGUGCUUUCUGCAAACCGAUCUGUGGGUGGAAAAAUUAUUGUCAGCGUUGAAGACGGCAAAGAUGCUUCUAAGAAAGAGGAUCUGGACUGUGACGUGCUCCUGGUGUGCGUCGGACGACGACCGUACACGGAAAACCUUGGCCUGGAAGAAGUUGGAGUUCAGAAAGACGAACGGGGACGCAUCAAGGUCAACAGUCGGUUCCAGACAAAUGUUCCAAACAUCUAUGCCAUUGGUGACUGUGUUCCUGGCCCCAUGUUAGCUCACAAGGCUGAAGACGAAGGUAUUGUGUGUGUGGAAGGCAUCAUUGGUGGCCCAGUACAUAUUGACUACGACUGUGUGCCUUCCGUGAUCUAUACUCAUCCUGAGGUGGCGUGGAUUGGGAAAUCCGAAGAACAGCUCAAAAACGAGAACGUUGCCUACAAAGUUGGAAAAUUCCCCUUGGCAGCAAACAGCAGGGCAAAAACCAACAAUGAAACGGAUGGCCUGGUGAAAAUUGUCGCCGACAAGCAGACUGACCGAAUACUUGGAGCACACAUGAUCGGCUGGAGCGCCGGCGAAAUCAUCAACGAAGCGGCGCUGGCACUGGAGUACGGAGCUUCCGCGGAAGAUGUUGCAAGAGUCUGUCAUGCCCACCCUACUGUCUCCGAAGCUUUCAGGGAAGCAAACCUGGCAGCAUACUUUGGCAAGGCCAUAAACUUUUAAAUGUCCGUGCCCAGUGUGGUACGAACCCUUCUUAGAAACAAAACCAUUGCGGUUGCAGCUCUUGCAAGAGAUCUUCUGACCUCCCAGACGAGGUCUCCAGAGCUGCCCAGUCAAUGUGCACUGUAUAGUUUGAUGAUGUAACGUCCUAGGUGUUGAAGAUGCAAAGAUUUUGUUAUUGGAGACUGAGAAAUAAAAUUGGUAAGUGAGGCGGCGACAGCA